This is a messenger RNA of Adineta steineri, 747 nucleotides long. Lineage: Eukaryota; Metazoa; Rotifera; Eurotatoria; Adinetida; Adinetidae. The record is from the annotation of a GenBank genome assembly.
AUGUAUAAAGUAUUUACAUCAUUGUGGUCUAAACCGCUAUCACCAACAACAUCUACAAAUAACAAAACUCGAUUCUCAUCGGAUUCAUUGAUCGAUGAAGAUGGUUGGGUUCUUGUGUCAGAUACUAUUGUAGAUUCAAAUAAAACUUCACCAAAUGAUAUAAAUAGUAUUAUGACAAAUAGUUGGAUAGCAUCACCACCUUUAAUGAGAACUGAUCAAUCACCAUCUAUAAAUAGAUCAUCUUCACCAAAUACACAUCAUUUUAAUCCAAUUGAGAAUUUACUUAUUGAACAUGCGAGUAUGAGUGUUUACGAACAGAUUGCUUCGCGAACACGUGCUAGACGUCAUCGAAAAACUGCUAAUGAUACUAAACUCGACGAAAAAGUUGAAGAAGUUAAAAGUGAUGAUGAUGAUGAUCGAUCAUCUGUUGUUCUUCAAUAUACAUCUCAACAUCCGAAUAUAUCAUCAAUUCAUCAUCGAAAUUUAAAUGUAUCUUUAUGUCAUUCAACAAAUUCUUCAGUAUCAACACUUGAAUCAUCAACAUCAUCACUUGUUGCUCAUCAUCGUCAUUUACAACGAAUUCAUCAACGACGACGACGAUCUGCUAAAACAUCAUCAAAAUUAAUGUUAACAAGUAAUACGGAUGAAUCCAAACAAACAUUCAAUAAAAUAAUUGAACGACAACGUUUAAAUUAUGCUCGUACACCUAAACUUGUUCUCCAUCAACCAUCCCGUGCAAACCAUUAG